UGCUGCCGCGCGAGUGUGAGCGUCCCUGACCCUAACCCCCGAAUCCCCAAUCCCUAACCUAGCUCAGUACUCAGUCGCUCUCUCUUCUCCAAAUCUUCACACCUGCGGCACCCACGUUCCUCCCAAGUCCCAGCACCGCGAAGCCUUCCUCCGAAUCUCAACGCCGAAGCCUUCCUCUUUGCGGAGACGCGGACAGAGCAGAGAUCCCAACACGAAGCCGUCGCACAUCAGGCCAGCACGCCACCCACUGACUCAACAGGGCAGCCCAGCUCCACGCCGUCGCCGUUGAGACGCCACCACCCAGCAGCGUUUAUGGGUUCUGGCCACGAUCAUCAGUUCAACCCAGCACCUCCCAGUCUCCCACUCAGCCUUCCUCCCAAGUCAAUAUGGAGCCCGAGCCACCGAUUCAGAUUGGGUUCGAGAUGAUGCUUGGGCACCUAAUUUAGGGAAUGGCAACAGUUCUGUUCAAGGUCCUGAUUGGAAAAGUUAAACAGAAAAUAAACCUACUGCUUCUUCAGUGUUGAUGUGGCCAAAGACAUACAAUUCUGUUGUAGAGGAUUGUGUCUCGUCUUAAUUCUCAAUUAGCUGGUGCUGUAGUAACUCCAAAGAUCUUAAGUGAAACUUUUUGGUGGUUUACUCACGCGUACAGUUUCUCCAUGAAGACUUGGAGGCAAUUUAUUGGACUGUGUAUAUAUUUGUUGGUGUGGAGUCCAUUUAUAUCAUCUCCUAUUGUGGAUUCUGCAAAUUCAAACUUCAACAGUGGAAAUGAAAGAACCUUUCAUCCCGUCAAGAAAUUUGUGAUGCAGUCUUAUUUUGACAGGCACAUAAAAUUACAUGAUUCAGUUUUUGAUAAUUUUAUAUCUCAAGAAGACAAUGUUGGUUUGUGUCAAGUGCUUCCAGAAAACCAUGAUUUUGUGCCAAGAUUGUCAGUUCUGAAGCGAGAUCUUAUUGGCGAAGGUUCUCAUCGUCAUGUGUCUACGUUACUAAAAUUUCAAUCUCAGCAAUUAGAGUCUUCGUCCCAACUUCUAAGCUCCUUGUGUGACUUCAUAAUUAUUGAAAGACUACCUACCGGGGUUUUUGCUGAUCCAUUUGAACUACAGCGACUUGUUCAGCGUGGUGUCUUCAAUGAUGUUGAUGUCUUUGGUGAUACAAAUCUGGAACUUCCUUCCUUCUUGUCUAAUCGUUCUGCUGUUGAAAUACAUUUGGUUGUUGACCCAAAUAAAUUUCUAGAGCCAACUGAUAUCAAGAUUGAGCUUCCAUUGCAUGCGCGAUAUCAACCUCUAAAUGAAAGUGGCUACUCCACAGUUGAACUUGGUAUGCCUGAUAUUCUGGUGCACUGCAGCACAAAGGAAAGGUCAGAAAAUCAAAAUUAUUUCUUCAAAUUGACCAACAAUGAUGCUGAUGUUAUGUAUGAAGCUGAUGUUCUUUGGAGAAUUCCUUCUGGGAAAAAGGCACAUUCUAACCUAGUCUUUGUCAUUACAUUUAGUGUAGCCUUGUUAUCAACUCUUGUAAUUUUUCUCUCGUCAUUAGAAUAUUCUAAGAGAAGAGUGAGAAAAGAUUCCAAGCAAUCUUAGAAGUUCUUCCGCCAAGAAUUCUGGGUAUUGAUUAUAGUGUCUUGUCCCUUCUUUUAUGGGUAUUGACAAAGUUUAGGUGGCUUUAAUAUUGGUCAGUCAACCAAGGUCAGAGUAUAUGUCUGUGCUUAUGAAAAGAGUGUUCAUAGCAAUAGAAACUAGAAAGGACUCGAAUCCACAUUCUUUUGAUAUAUGUUCUGAACAUUGGCUUCUUUGCUGACUCUCCUUUACAGUAUAUCUCGUCUAUAAUAACCCCCCAGGCAUGAUUUGGGUGAAAAUUGUUAUUACUA
Messenger RNA from Arachis stenosperma, 1861 nucleotides. RefSeq lists its product as uncharacterized. The record is from RefSeq and is a predicted model, not a curated record. The coding region runs from base 657 to 1574 and encodes 305 amino acids. Gene Ontology annotation, cellular component: endoplasmic reticulum membrane. Gene Ontology annotation, biological process: GPI anchor biosynthetic process. The transcript has 7 exons. Lineage: Eukaryota; Viridiplantae; Streptophyta; Magnoliopsida; Fabales; Fabaceae.